This is a messenger RNA of Anoplopoma fimbria (sablefish), 2326 nucleotides long. RefSeq names its product RAR-related orphan receptor B (gene rorb). Gene Ontology annotation, molecular function: nuclear receptor activity; RNA polymerase II cis-regulatory region sequence-specific DNA binding; zinc ion binding. The record is from RefSeq and is a predicted model, not a curated record. Gene Ontology annotation, cellular component: nucleus. Gene Ontology annotation, biological process: regulation of transcription by RNA polymerase II. Lineage: Eukaryota; Metazoa; Chordata; Actinopteri; Perciformes; Anoplopomatidae.
GCCAGAGCGCAAAGACCGACGCACCGUGCAACCUCAGCCCGACUCACUGCGCCCCGGUCUGGGAUGCUUUUAGCGCAGAGACGCCUCCACUCAGGGCAGCCCGUGGACGUCGACGAAGAUCAUCAACACUCUUCUCGUUGUUGUUGUUGUUAUUUUUAACCGAGGAUCUUUCCCCCCCGAAACCCACUCAUCCCUCCCUUUUCAAGUGUUUAUGUUUGUUUCUUCAUGACUGCUGCUUUGGGAAGCGAGCCUCAGCACCAGCUCCAGCAAAGCCAACACCAUGCGAGCCCAAAUCGAAGUCAUUCCUUGCAAAAUCUGCGGAGACAAAUCAUCAGGUAUCCACUAUGGAGUCAUUACGUGUGAGGGAUGUAAGGGUUUCUUCAGACGGAGUCAGCAGAAUAAUGCAGCCUACUCCUGCCCCCGCCAGAGGAACUGCCUCAUCGACAGAACAAACCGCAACCGCUGCCAACACUGCCGCCUGCAGAAAUGUCUCGCCCUAGGAAUGUCCAGAGAUGCUGUAAAGUUUGGCCGCAUGUCCAAGAAGCAACGUGACAGCCUAUACGCAGAGGUCCAGAAGCACCAGGCGCGAACGGAGCAGCGGCAGCAGCAGACAGGCGAGGCAGAAGCUCUAGCACGUGUUUACUCAUCCAGCCUAACCAACGGACUGUCCACCCUUAACCAUGAGAUUGGGGGCACCUAUGCCAAUGGUCACGUCAUUGAGCUGCCAAAGGCUGGCCAUGUUAACGGAGGCGGAGUCCAAGCGGGAUACUAUGGGAUGGAUUCCACCCAGCCAUCUCCAGACCAGUCAGGUUUGGACAUGUCGGGCAUGAAGCACAUUAAACAGGAGCCGGUGUAUGACCUGACGCCAGUGCCCAACCUGUUCAGCUACGGAGGCUACCAGGACAGUCAGCUUGGACCCAAUAACGUCAGCAUGGGAGAGCUGGACCGUAUUGCUCAGAAUAUCAUCAAGUCCCACCUGGAGACAUGUCAGUACACAACAGAGGAGUUGCAGCAGUUAGCCUGGCAGACACACUCCUACGAAGAGGUCAAGAUGUACCAGAGCAAGCCUCGGGACGUGUUGUGGCAGCAGUGUGCCAUCCAGAUCACCCAUGCAAUCCAGUACGUGGUGGAGUUCGCCAAGCGCAUCUCAGGGUUCAUGGAACUGUGCCAGAAUGACCAGAUCCUCCUGCUCAAGUCAGGUUGUUUGGAGGUAGUCUUGGUGCGGAUGUGCAGGGCAUUCAACCCUCUCAACAACACUGUGCUCUUUGAAGGGAAGUAUGGAGGCAUGCAGAUGUUCAAAGCUCUAGGUUGUGAUGACUUAGUGAGUGCCGUGUUUGACUUUGCCAAGAGUUUGUGUUCACUGCAGCUGACAGAGGAGGAGAUCGCGCUGUUCUCAGCAGCAGUACUAAUUUCCACAGAUCGACCGUGGCUGAUGGAGCCUCGGAAGGUCCAGAAGCUCCAGGAGAAGAUCUACUUUGCUCUGCAGCAUAUUAUGCAGAAGAAUCACAUGGACGAAGACGCACUGGCUAAGCUGAUCAGUCGAAUUCCAACGUUGUCAGCCCUGUGCACGCUUCACACCGAGGAGCUUCAGGCCUUCCAGCAGCUUCACCCGGAAACAGUCAACGUCCUCUUCCCUCCGCUCUACAAAGAACUCUUCAACCCCGACCCCAACUCUGCCAUGGCCAUGCCCAAGUGACUGCCUGUGGUCCCAAUGCAACCAACAGCAUCAGCGGAGGACCAAGAAAAUAAGGAGACGUCUGACAAGACGACAGCAGCCGAGUCGACGAUGUCAUCAUCGUGGCCACCACAUAUUCCUGAACUCACCGAGCUUCAUUUCAGGCCAGGGGAUGAGGAAUCAUCUGCCAGAAACUUACAGUUACCGCCAACAAUACUAGGAAUGUCAAGCACUUACCCCAUCCUGUUCACCGAUACAGUCUGAAGAAUGUAUAUAUAAAUGAAAAGCAACCUAAGCCUGAGUGUGGCUUCCUCCCAUCUUCUGAACUGAACUGACUGACCAGAAAUGUACAGACUUUAAAACAUCUAGGAACAAUUUUAAGUUGUUAAUCUGUUAAAAAAAAUGGGUAAGUUAAAAAAGGUUGUUUUAACUUUGAAAAAAAUAUUUUUUGUUUCUUUUUUUUUUUUUUUUUUCACAUGAAGAAAUUGUGAAGUGGAAGAGGCUAAAUGGGGAAGGGAACUGUGGAUUUAGAAAAGCUAUUGUAGAUAUUCUUCUAGUGCAGAGCGGAUUCCAGUAUUACUUCUUGUUCUGUUAAAAUAAGUUAGUCCUAAUUUAAAUAUACAGCAGUCCACUGUGGCUGACUAUACCUUG